AUGGGAAACGAUUAACCUAAGCCUUAAGCUCCUAAACCUACAAUUGAUGAUGCUAUUUUGGAUAUGAAGAUGGCAUCUAAGAGAUUUGCCAAUGAAUCAAGAAGAUGUGAGAAGGAGAAGGAUAAAUUAAUGAAUUAGGCAAAAGUAGCUUUAUAGAAAAACAAUGAAGAAGGUAAGAAUUAGUUGAAUUAUUUAUAGGAGCAAAAUUAUUUCUAACAUCAGCCAUGAAUAAACAGAAGGAGGCAGAGAACUUGUAAAAAAUGUCACAUAAAAUGGAUUAUUUAUAAGGCGUAAUUAAAACAACUACAAACCAUACAAAAACAAUUGAUGUACUUGCAAAAAUUAGUCCAAUCAUGAAUUAAUAAGUAUUAAAAGUAUUAAUAUUAGAUUUAAAACAUGCCAUUAGAAAUGGUUUAUUAAAACAUGAAUUCAUUUGAGAAAGCAAUGGAUGAAAUGCAAGUAUAAGGAAACAUAAUGACAGGAAUGAUGAACUAAAAUAAUAAUAUUGGAUAAGACUUAGCAAUAGAUUAAAUGAUGGGAUAAUUAAAAUAAGAAAUACACAGUGAAGUAAUAUUUAAUAUAUAAAAUUUUAGGUGGCCAACGAUUUAAAUGCAAAUCCUAAUGUUCUCUUUAAGGAGUUAAAUCAACAGAAUCAAUAAUAAAAUGCUUAACCGAUUAGUAAUAACUAAAUUAAAUGAU
Messenger RNA from Paramecium pentaurelia, 699 nucleotides. The record is from the annotation of a GenBank genome assembly. Lineage: Eukaryota; Ciliophora; Oligohymenophorea; Peniculida; Parameciidae.